Messenger RNA from Trypanosoma theileri, 1686 nucleotides. RefSeq lists its product as uncharacterized. The coding region runs from base 1 to 1686 and encodes 561 amino acids. The record is from RefSeq and is a predicted model, not a curated record. NCBI's taxonomy places the organism in Eukaryota, Euglenozoa, Kinetoplastea, Trypanosomatida, Trypanosomatidae. The transcript has a single exon.
AUGCGAGGGAGUGGUAGUAUUUCCUAUUCAUUAAAUGAAGUAUCACCCUCGUAUAAGUCACCUAUUCUAUCACGUCGGGCAAAAUCACGUGAUGGAAGAGUUUCACCUACAGUUUCUAUAAUGAGAAGUCAGACCCAACAACAACAACAACAACGAGGACAACAACAACAACGAGGACAACAACAACAACAAAAACUGAGACUAGGGAAUGAUGAAGAAGAAGAAGAAGAGUAUAAGAAUGAAACAACCACUGUUCCAAGUCGGCCACAGAAACUAUCAACUACUUCAACAACUACACCUCUUUCACCAUUUCAUAUUAAAGGUCCCCGUUCCUUUGCGUUGACUCAACAUCAUCUUGUGGGUGAAAGUUCACCCACUUGCUCUAGUAAGAUGGCAUUAAAUAGUUUGGAUGCAACAAACGGUCACAUGUAUAAUAUUCCAGUAAAAGUUAACAUACCUUUAGAAGAACAAUUGAUGAACACAUUUAAGAAGCGUACACAAGAGAAUGUGUUAUUAUCUGCAAAACCAGAAAUUAUGAUCGAUGAAGAACUACCCUAUGGUCCUUUUUUUAAUCCUCAUGAUUAUUUUCAGCAGCAUCAACAUGAACAUAAGAAACCGGAAAGUCUCAUGACAUCAAUGCUUAAGCAAUCUCGUGAUGAUUCACCUCCACUGCAUAGUUUACCUACUGAUGUGGAGUUUGUAGAGGUUGGUGCUUUAGCCCGUAAUCAAGUUCUUCACUUAAUGAAUGAUACCCUCACAUCGCCUGAACUCUCUUCCCCAGUGUUAACGGGAUUUGCCGGUGAUGCCACUAACGAUGAGGAGAUUGCGUGUGCCAUGCUAUUAAAUUCCCUUGAAUCAGAGCUGCAUGGACAGUUUAUCCUCGAGCAUGUGGAGGUCUGGCAGCGAGAAUACUUUGCACGGGAGAAACUCUGUCUCUGUGAGGAACAAGAACGCCGCAUGAUAGCCCUCCGAUCUGCAGCGGCACUACACGAAGAGCGAAGUUCACGACUCUUCGAAUCGCGGCGACAGGCGUUUAUAGAAGAAAUGUCGGUGUUAGCAGCGGAGGAGCGGGAGGCGCUGCGGGGAACCCUGCAGAGAUUAGCGGUGGAGGAGCGGGCACUGCGGGAUAAGGCGGGGGAACAGCGAAGUAAGAUGCGAGAGUGGAGACGUUUGAUGGGUGAUGAGAGAAGUAAAAUGAGAGAGGCCCUCGCGCGAGUAGCAGCAGAGCGGCGGGAUAUGAUUGGACAGUUAAUGCGACUUGAAGGGCAACUCGAAGAGGCCCUACAAAGGCGUAAACAGGCAAUACUGCAGAAAUCCACAUCAACAGGAGUAAAGAUAAAAAAAAUAGAAAACACCCCACACUUGAAUGGAUCUAUUCAGCCGAAAGAGGUCCAGUUGGGUGUGUGGUCUAGUACUAUAUCCUCUUCUAGUAGAGAAAAUGUUCGAGAUGAUAGGUAUGAAACACCUGCAAUGGAUCAUGUGCCUAAAAUAACUCCAACAUCAAUAGAAACAAUAUUGAAUCCUCUAUUAGUCAAGACUUCUGAUACCGUUUCUUCCAUGGGUGGUACCUCUUCAUUACCACCACCUUCUCAUUCUCUUUCAUUGGGUAGUGGUGGUGGUGGCGGUGGUGCUUUUUCUGUUGUUAUGCGUGAGGCUUCAUUAUCCAUUUUGAAUCAGGAGACGUAG